Messenger RNA from Trichoderma gamsii, 894 nucleotides. RefSeq lists its product as hypothetical. Gene Ontology annotation, molecular function: oxidoreductase activity. Lineage: Eukaryota; Fungi; Ascomycota; Sordariomycetes; Hypocreales; Hypocreaceae. The record is from RefSeq and is a predicted model, not a curated record. Bases 1 to 894 code for a protein of 297 amino acids. The transcript has a single exon.
AUGGUCACCGUCGCAAUCGCCGGAGGCAACUCUACCAUCGCCUCAAACAUCAUCAACGCCAUCCUAGCAUCCAAGAAGCAUCAACUCGUCGUUCUUUCUCGCUCCCCACAGCCUGACCUUGAGGAAAAAGGCGCAAUCGUCAGAGUCGUAGACUAUGAAUCCCACGAGCAGCUCGCAAAAGCCCUAGAGGGCGUUCACACUGUCCUGAGCUGCAUCUGGUCUUAUGGUCCGACCAUUGCCACUUCGCAGCUUGCCCUGCUAGAAGCAGCCAAGGAAGCCAAAGUGAAGCGGUUUGCCCCAUCAGAGUGGGCAGUCCCCGCAUACGACAAAGUCUCCUACUACAAAGUCAAAGAGAGCGUCUGGGAAGCAGUCAAGAAGUCCGGGCUGGAGUACACGCGCUUCAUCAACGGUCUUUGGCUGAAUAUCUGGGCUGCAGAUGCUCCGCGAGAAGAGGCCAUUGGACGCUCAGGCUACUUAGGACCGCCAAUUAUCAUUGAUAUCAAGGCGGGUAACGCCUCGAUUCCUGGAGAUGGUUCCCGCCAGGUGGCCUUUACAGACAUGAGAGACAUUGGCAAGUACGUCACCGCGGCUCUCGACUUUGAGAAAUGGGACGAGGACAGCUCCAUUGUGGGGGAAAAGCUUUCGGUAAAUGAAUUCGUGGACAAGGUUGAGCGGAUCACCGGCAAGUCUCUGAACAAGACUUACUUGACUCUGGAGCAGCUCAAUGGCUUGAUUGCGGAGAAUAAAGAACCCACGAUGACGAUGAUUUAUGAGUUCUUGAGGCUUAUUGAAGAGGGAGAUCUUGACCUUACAGCAACCAUUAACCAGAAAGCUCCAGAGGUGAAGCCGAUUACGCUUGAUGCGUUUUUGACUAGACACUGGGGUACUGCGUAG